This is a messenger RNA of Saccostrea cuccullata (small rock oyster), 2322 nucleotides long. RefSeq lists its product as uncharacterized. Bases 985 to 2322 code for a protein of 445 amino acids. The transcript is spliced from 2 exons. The record is from RefSeq and is a predicted model, not a curated record. Lineage: Eukaryota; Metazoa; Mollusca; Bivalvia; Ostreida; Ostreidae.
CUAGUGUAAAAGUCUAUGCAGGGUUUUCAUUAAUUGGGUCCCUGUCUGCUCCAUCUGCUUCAUUUAAAGGUAUAUUGGAGAGGAGACAAGGGAUUGAUUCCCUGUAACUGAUCUAUUAUAUUGAUCCUCAUUACCAGUUGUAAAUCCACCAGAAGACCAUUGACUUACAGGCUAGGGUUUCAGCAGCGGUCCAGGCGAUAGAUAAAGUAUUGAUGAGAGGUAUUUUAUAAUGAAACAGAACUACCUUGUGUAAUAAAAGCCAUUACUCCAAUCAAUUUGUUCAAUGAUUGAUGAAGGGAAAACCUUAUAUGUGUUCAAUGUGAUUGUUUGAGAAGCCAGGAAAGAGGUGCUUCCAUUUCACCAGGGCCACUGUCCUCCCAACACAUGUAGCCAGACAGCGGGAAACCUCGAAUGUAUUUCUAAAUAUUCUCUUCUGUUUCAUCCGUGGAUUAAAUUGAAAACUGUUUGGUUUCCAUAUUUCAUAUCCGGCAACUUUUCAGUGUUUGCAUCUGUCACUCCUUUUGAAUUCUUCAAAUAAUUUCAUGACCAGAAAAAAGAGUUGUAUGGAAAUUCUGCAUACCAAUGGCUUGAAUUAGCAUAUAUGAGCUGAAGUAAGCCAAAUGGUGUAAAUAUAUGUCCAAACUGGAGUCAUUUGCAUAUUAUGCAUAAUAUUGUCUUCAGUCUCUAUUGUGUAACAUUAUAUCUGUAUUCUGUGUAAGUGCCCAUUGCGGAUUUAACUCUGGAUUUCCUUACGUUGUGCACAUUGACAAUGACAAGAGAUUUCGCAUCAUUAGACUUGCGGUUACAGAUGGACUAAACUAUUUCUGCUCCGUUAAACUUUACACUAAGUGAACACUUUUCCCGUCUUUAUAGAAGAAUGUUGUGAUGGUUUACAAGCUGUCUUUAUAAGGAUGUGAUAUAUUGAACAUUUAAGUGGAUCCUACAUUACUGUGUUUUCAUAGUGUUUAGUCUUACAGGAGCAUUAUGGAUUGGUCAAAUUGUAAGGUGCGAUAUCGCGACACCUCUCGACUGGUGUUUCAGGAGUUACAGGAGAGACACCUGGUGGGGAGAAAUUCCAUGAAGUUUUUUGAGUUUGAGCUCCAGCCUGCUGCCUCUGAGAGUGAUGACAGAACCAGCUAUAACUCCAACAAGGACCUAGUGGACAGUACCCCCACCACCCUAGAUCCUCUCCCACAGGUAAACAGGGAGGACUGUGUCCCUACCACUCCGAGCUUCCUCCCGCCCGUGGACAGGAGUGAACAUCUGAUUCAGCAGACUCUCAAGGAACACAAGGCUCUUCACAGGUCUAACACGACCCCAGAUCUACCACAGCAUCAUCUCAAGAUACAGCGCAGUGUUAGUGUCGGGGGGUAUUAUCCCGAGGAAAACUAUAACUUCUACAAUGAGAAUAAUAGUUUUAAUCCAAGAAAUGAAAAUGUGAAUGCCAGUCAGACGUUAAACAAAUCGUUAGCAAAGUCAACCCCUAGUCCUCGUCAUAGACGAAGCUUGUCAACCACAGCUGUUCAGACUUCAUUUGAUGAAAACAGUAACCCUUUUGAAGAUAAUAUUCCAGUGCCAAGCAGGUCUAGUAAACAUGUUACACAGGGAACUAACACCACAGAUUCCUUAGAAAGACCAAGGAAACGAAACAAAAGCAGUGGAGAUGUGGCCAGCAAAGCCCCAGCUAAGAAACCCACAAACUUCCCACAGAAGUUAGUCAGAGGGAAAAAGAUGGGGACCUAUAUCUAUGAUCAGUCGCCAGAAAUGCAGGUGUUGGUUGCCUCCACCAGUCCUGUUUUGUUUCGCAGGAAACCUUCCGCUAAAGGUAGAAAUCGCCCCCGAUUGCCAGCCAAUGAGAUUUAUUGUAACAAUACGCAGAACAUGAUCAACAACAUGGAUACUGUUGAAAUGGAGAUGGAAUUAAAAAGGCAGGAAGAAGCAUUUCUGAAAAAGGAUGUGUCACAAACAUGGCAUGGAUCAACUGCUAAUAAAUGGAAGAUUUUGUAUGCCCCAGUUGCAGAGCAACUUAAUAACAGACAUAAUGAAAAUGGUUAUCAAACACUUCCUUCUAAAACAUCACUUCUAGAUGAGAUGCACAAGAAAUACUGUGCUUAUCAGUACAAGAAUAAGAACUUCAUCAAUGUUGAUAUGAAUGGAACUCUUCCUCUGAAGUUCCAGUCCAGCCCCCCACCCCCUGAUCGUAUGAAGUCCCGCUCCUGGCUCCUCCAGCAUUACACGAUCCCCCUCCCCGUGUCCUCUUCCUCAUCCUCCCCCGACAGUCCCGAGGAAAAUAAAAAGUUAGGGAACAAGCAAGAAGGCUAG